Messenger RNA from Yamadazyma tenuis ATCC 10573, 1479 nucleotides. The record is from RefSeq and is a predicted model, not a curated record. Lineage: Eukaryota; Fungi; Ascomycota; Pichiomycetes; Serinales; Debaryomycetaceae.
AAAACCUUACAUAUCUCUUUUUACAAAACAACUUAAUAAACCAUGUUAGAAGGCAAAUUUGACGAAGCUUCGUUAUUGAAAAAGAUCGUGGACUCCAUCAAAGACAGUGUCAAGAUGUGCAACAUCAAUUGUACUGAGCACGGGUUGACUGUGCAAGCAGUGGAUGACUCCAGAGUGUUGUUGGUAUCAUUAUUGGUGGGACAAAGUGCCUUCACUGAAUACAGAUGUGACAGAGACAUCACGUUGGGAAUCGAAUUAGACAGUUUCGGAAAGAUCUUGAGAUGUGGAAACAACGAAGACUACUUAACUUUGUUGGCUGAAGACAAGCCUGACAGUGUCAUGGCUAUUUUCGAAGAUAAGAAGAAGGAAAGAGUCAGCGAAUAUUCGUUGAAGUUGAUGGAUAUUGAUAGUGAAUUCUUGAACAUUGACGACAUGGACUAUGAUGCGGUCAUAACAAUGCCAUCCACUGAAUUCGGUAAGACCGUAAAGGAUUUGAAGAACUUGAGUGAAUCGUUGAACAUCGUUGUCACCAAAGAUUCCGUCAAAUUGUCGAGUGAAGGUGAAAGUGGCAGUGGUUCUGUUGUGUUGAAGCCAUAUAGUGACAUCGACCACCCUGAAGAAACUAUCAGUAUCAACUUGGAUAACCCAGUUGAUUUGACGUUUGGAUUGAAGUACUUGGGGGAUAUUAUUAAGGCCACUAGUUUGUCUUCUUCCAUCACCAUCAAGUUGGCCGACAAAACUCCUGCUUUGUUUGAAUACAAGUUAGACGCUGGUGGAUACUUGAGAUUCUACUUGGCUCCUAAGUUUGACGAAGAUGAGUAGUUUAUUAUAAUAGUAAUACAUGCAGAAAUCAUUAUAUACAAAGGGCAAGGGCGGUCACGUGCUGACGGGCUCCGGUAACUGGUCGAGGAAGGCGAUGCGCUUGAAGGCCCGGUCGCUCACCGGGAGAAUUAGACGAAACGCAUCGUGGGUGCUCAAGUAGUAUUUAUACAACCGUUUCACCCGCAUGAACCCUAAGCUUUCAUAGAGCCGGAGAGCACCCUUGUUGAUGACCUCGGUCUCCAAGCUGAUCUCGUCCACGUGAUCGGCCUCGAUCAUGGCGUCUAUAGUCAACUGCACCAAUUUUUUGGCGAUACCCUUCUUGCGGUAUAUGGGAUCAAUCACCAACAUUCCAAUGUAGCCCCGGGUCCGGACGUUCCGGUGGAGGUUGAUUUUGGAGAUGAUCACGCCGACGACGGUGUCGGCCAGAUCCUUGGUGAUAUAGCAGUAUUGGGGCCAGGUAUUUAGAAAAUACCAGUAGACGUAGAUGGAGUAGGGCUCACUGAGAUGGUCAGCAAUGAGGUUCAGGAUGAUGCGGAACUGGUUUUGGGAGGCGGGAUUGAACCGCUGGUAACGAAGGUUGCCGACGGUGGCCACUAAACCGUAGUCAUCAGUGUCUUUGAACAGGCCGGAAGAGUCCAUUGGAGAAUAGGGCCAGUU